AGCAGCAGGUUGGUGGAGGACAGCAGAGAGGGGAGCACGGAGAGAGAGAGGAGAUUACCCUCGGGCUUUAUUUAAGCUAUCUGCUGUAGCGUGUCAUAUUUUUGCCCAGGAAAAAGACAAAAUGGCUUUAACCCAAGAAUCCAUAUUGUCCUUUUUACUGGAACACGGAGGCAAAGUGAAGAACGCGGAGCUGCUGAACAGUUUCAGGAGUCAAAUCAACUGCAGUGAUCCCGCGGAAAAGCUGCACAAUAGGGAUCUAUUCAAGAAGUUGGUGAACAGCGUCGCCGUGGUCAAACAGAUCGACGAGGCAAAGUUUGUAGUCGUGAAGAAAAGGUACCAGGACUUCGUUAAAGAGGGGGUCCAUGAUGCACCGCAGGAAACACAGAUGGAUGACAGUUUCUCAAGCCCAAAUACGAGCUUUUCAUACACCUCUCCCCAUCGAGCGGAGGCAGCCAGUGUGAUUCAUUCAGACAUUGAAAACAAUAACAUGAGCUACCCACUGAACAUUAAUUGCAAUUAUUACGGUGAUGCUAAACAUAUGCCGGGGGGCAGUGUGCAGAAAAGAAGGCCGUUAUCCAGAAACAUUAGUAGUGCGGACACAACCACUGUCAAAGUCCUGAAUAUCUCCGGAGAUCAUACGAGCAGAGCGGGGAAAUCUGGGGCUGUGUUCGCUGUCAUAUCAGUAAAAUCCCCACCGAGAAACUCUGCACCAGCACCACAGGAUGGAUUACAUUCCCAAGUGCAUCAGCAUAAAACUUCAGACACGCCAAUCACGUUGGGAACUAAAGUUUUUACGCCAUCAGUGCAAACUCUGAAUUCUAACUUUCCAGCUUGUCAGAAGGAUGAAUUAAGUGAACACCAAUGUCGGGAAAGCAGACAGACAGAGAACAUGCAGCCCCCAGGCUUUCCCCAGGUGAGGCCCCAAAACAAGACCACAAAACAAGCAGAUGAUGCCAAGUACUCUGAGUCUGUGCCUUUGGAGCCAUUAGCUCAUGAGUGGUUGGUAAAGUGUGCUGCUGGACUGUGGAGCCAAAUCUAUGCUUUGCUGCUGCAGGACACCCGGUUAGCACAGAGGAAAGACUUCAUGUCAGGUUUCACAGCACUACACUGGGCCGCCAAGGAUGGCAACUGCGAGAUGAUACAUAAGCUCAUGGAUAUCUCCAGGCAAAGAGGCACUUACAUUAACAUCAACAGCAAAGCACACGGAGGAUACACACCUUUACACAUUGCAGCCAUACAUGGCCACACUGAGGUAAUGCUUUUGCUUGUGCAAAGGUAUGGAGCCAAUGUAAAUGAAAGAGAUAAUGCUGGCAAAAAGGCCUUCCACUAUUUGGGCAAAGGUUUGUCAGCUGAAAUGAGAGCACUUUUGGGAGGACUGCAGCAGAUCAAGUACAGGGAGAAGACAGAUGAGGAAGACUACAGAGAGCACCCGAAAGGCUUCAACACUAUUAGCAAACUGUUCCAGCCUCACAUAGGGAAGAAACAAAGGACAACAACAAAGUUUACUCAUGACUGGUGAGAAUGACAUGGCUCAUAUGAAGCUAUGAGAUAGACAAUAGACGAAAUUGUAAGAGAUAAUACUGUCUUUAUUUCUACAUUAUGUUAAUAUAAAACAACUUAAGUCAUUGUUAAAUAUGCUUUAGAUCUGAAUUACAAAUGUGUAGUCCCUCAGUACAUAUUGUAAGCUCUAGCUGUCCUGCACAGUGUAUCACUGCUGGAUGUAGUAUUUAUAAAUGGUAUUUUAUAAUCUUUUCUUUUUCUUUAGUAGACUUAAAUGUAUUAACGAUGAAUACGUUAUUUUGCACCCAUUUAACUUAUUUUAAUAACAACAAAACAAUCUGUGGUAGUGAUACUGUACAUUUUUUUCAGUACCCAAUGUGUAAUAAAUAUUUUCAAAUUCUCGA
Seriola aureovittata is the source of this 1904-nucleotide messenger RNA. RefSeq names its product sosondowah ankyrin repeat domain family member Ab (gene sowahab). Bases 122 to 1519 code for a protein of 465 amino acids. Lineage: Eukaryota; Metazoa; Chordata; Actinopteri; Carangiformes; Carangidae. The transcript has a single exon. The record is from RefSeq and is a predicted model, not a curated record. Gene Ontology annotation, molecular function: protein binding.